This is a messenger RNA of Phymastichus coffea, 3447 nucleotides long. It is a transcript of the gene neur, whose product is annotated as protein neuralized. NCBI's taxonomy places the organism in Eukaryota, Metazoa, Arthropoda, Insecta, Hymenoptera, Eulophidae. The record is from RefSeq and is a predicted model, not a curated record. Bases 449 to 2236 code for a protein of 595 amino acids. The transcript is spliced from 4 exons. Gene Ontology annotation, molecular function: ubiquitin protein ligase activity.
CUGCUCCCCGUCCCCUACUGACGAUCCAUCUCUCUCUCUCUCUCUCUCUCUCUCUUUCUCUCUCUCUCUCUCUUUCUCUCUCUCUCUCUCUUUCUCUCUCUUUCUUCCUCUGGGGAUUCUGCGCGAAUACGCGAGCAGAAAGUAACCACCUGUCAAUUAGUCAAUUAUUUGUGUCCUCGUGUCUUCCAUCGGCUUCACGCGAGUGUGUGUCUCGCCGGACUUGGUUAUAGUUCGCAGUCGCUACAGCUGUUCGAGUCUAUGUCUCCGUGGACCGGCAGCGGCGGCCUCAGCCCGACUCACGGCAGCCCAGCUUCCUCCGAGGGAAUCGCCGACCAAUUCGACCGUCAACCGGCCUCCUUCAGAUGAUGCCCGUGAUCUCGUGACCCCGCAUCUACGCUACUUAGCAUCAGAUACAACUCCGCUGUCGCUGCUGCAUCCGAUAGCUACGAUGGGACAGUCAUCGAGCAACGGUACUGGCCACAGCGCGCCCAGGUCCAGCAACAGCGUGACCAACAACCUACCGCCGCUGACCUUUCACCAGGUGCACGGCGACAACAUACGGCUGUGCAACGGCAACACCAUCGCCAAGAGGCACGAGAGCUUCUGCAAGGGCGUGACCUUCAGCGCCAGGCCUGUGCGCGUCGGCGAGAAGGUGUGCGUCAAGUUCCUGGAGAUCUCGAACAACUGGAGCGGCGUGAUCCGCUUCGGCUUCACCAGCAAUGACCCGGUCAACCUGCGCAACGGCCUGCCCCGCUACGCCUGCCCCGACCUCACCAACAAGCCCGGAUACUGGGCCAAGGCGCUGGCCGAGCGCUUCGCCGAGCGCGACACCGUGCUGUUCUACUACGUGACCUCGGCCGGCGACGUGCACUUCGGCGUGAACGGCGAGGAGAAGGGCGUCUUCUUCAGCGGCGUGGAGACGCGCGGCCCGCUCUGGACGGUCAUCGACGUCUACGGCAACAGCACGGCCAUCGAGUUCCUCGACCCCAACCGCCAGCACUUCAACAACGCGCGGCGCAGCGCCGAGGCGCAUAGCAACGAGGACAACGCGGCGCAGCACGCGCGCCUGCAGGAGCGCGCCCAGAGCCAGGAGCGCCUCGUCGUGCCGGGCAUGCAGCAGCUCAGCCUCCAGUCGCCGGUGCCCGAGCAGCCCGACCUCGAGCUGCCCGGGCUGCGCUUCCAGCCGCAGGGCGUGCUCUUCGCGCCGCUGCCCUUCCACCCGACCCGCGGGCGCAACGUGCACUUCAGCAACCAGCAGUGCGUGGCCACGCGCACCGACACCGAGUUCUGCCACGGCUACGCCUUCACCGGGCGGCCGCUGCUGCUCGGCGAGCGCCUCGUGGUGCAGGUGCUCAGUGUCGAGCCCAUGUACAUGGGCGCGCUCGCGCUUGGCCUCACGUCCUGCGACCCGGCCACUCUCAGCGCCGACGAUCUGCCCGAGGACAGCGACCAGCUGCUCGACCGGCCCGAGUACUGGGUGGUCAGCAAGGACGUCGCCUCCUCGCCGCAGCCCGGCGACGAGAUCGCCUUCACGGUCACGCACGCCGGCCAGGUACAGAUGAGCAAGAACGGCGGACCCACCAGCGUGGUCAUGCACGUGGACCAGAGCCUGCAGCUGUGGGCCUUUGUGGACGUGUACGGAAGCACGCAGCGCGUGCGCAUGCUGCACAGCCGCGUGGCACCGGGCCCGGGCUCGCCGCCGCGGGCGCAGCGCCCGGCCCAGCCGGCGCCCCCCGCCCCGCUGCCCGCGCCCGCCGCGCUGCCCGCGGCCGCCCUGCCGCCCGCCGAGCACUCGCGCUUCGAGAUGCAGGUGAAGCCCGCGGCCGGUGGCGGCACCGUGCUGGUCGUCAGCCUGCCACCGCAGACCGGCUACGCGGCCGCGGCCGAGGGCCUCUACGGGCACGCGCGGCGCGCCGCCCGGCCGGCCGCCGACGGUGCCGCCUCCGCCUACGCGGAGCCGCUGGGCGCCUUCGAGGCGGCCAGCCCCGCGGCCGCGCCGGCCUCCGCCGCCCCGGCACACCUUCAGCAGUGGCGCGAGGGCCUGCAGCCCAUGGCCGGCCAGCCCAGCGAGUGCUCCAUCUGCUACGAGCGCGGCAUCGACAGCGUGCUCUACAUGUGCGGCCACAUGUGCAUGUGCUACACCUGCGCCAUCCAGCAGUGGCGCGGCAAGGGUGGCGGCCACUGCCCGCUGUGCAGGGCGCAGAUCCGCGAUGUCAUUCGCAUCUACCGAUCCUGAAGAGGCACGCGCCGCCGGUCGAGCUCGCCCGUGCCAAAGCCGCGCCGACGAGCGCGAGCGCUCGGCUUCUCCGUCUUUUUGUACAGCUUACGCCUGCGUCCGUAUGCGAGAGUGCAAGUGAGAGCCGAGCGAAUGUCCGAUGCUAAACUGCGCCACCGACCAGUGUGCGCGCAGCGUGCCUCACUAGAUGUAGAUCGUUGGGGAGACCCGGUAUUCCUUCCGCCCGGUGCGCCGGCGAAAUUGUAUCUACCGCGAACGCACGAGCGCGCACACCGACUGUCCACGAAUGCAGAUGCACACUGCGCUGACUCGAGUGUCGCUGUCCGCAUCAACCAAAGAGAUUGCGCGUGGCGAGUCCUCGCGGGCGCGAGUUGAGUCGUCGGCGUCGAGACGGCGCGCCGUCACCGCCGGGGUGAUGGGCGACCAUACGAUUCGCGCUUCUAUCCUACCGAGCCGCUUUAUUUUUUCAACGCAUAGUCGAGAGGCUCUUUCCUGCGUGAAAGGCCGUGCCUUAAAAGACGUACGAUGUACGCGACUCGCCGAGUGACCGACAACAGCCAGCCAACCGUCACAGCUAUUUACAUUCGAACCGUUGAACGCACACCGUGACGCCCAAUCUUUCCUUUUUAUAUAAUUAAAUAGCUGACUCGACUUGAUAAUAAAGGAGAAACUAUUAGAUUUCGAUGAAUAUAAUGUGUAACGAGCGAUAGAGAGCGUGAAAGAGAGCGAGCGAGUUUUUAAGCAACGGUUUCAUGCAGAUGGACAGAUAGAGAGCGGGAAAUGUGUUACUGAAAGCGCGCAAUAAUAUGCAGUGAAAUCUCUAGUCUAGCGAGCGGCAGCCGCUUAUGUAGUAUGUCUGCCAAUCCAAAUACAAUCGAAAAAGAACAUUCACAACAUUUCGUUUCUUUUUUGGUUUUUUCUUUUAUUUGACGUCUUCUUUUAUUGUUUCUUUUUUGUUCUUCUUCCUUUUUACGUGCCGGACUACACGAUGACGAGAGAUUUUAUCGAAAAUUAUAAAAACAUUUUAUUUGAUACAACACUGUCGGUCUUUUAUGAUUGGAGACAUCGCAAGGAUGAGAGUGAAAGAAAGAGAACGAAUGAAUGAUUGGUAUGCAAUGAUAUUACGACAAAUCUAUGGUAAUCAAUGUGGAAACGAUGUUCCGAAUUUUUCUAGUUAUGUAAAAAGGGUCUUAUCGAGUCAUUGGCAAAGG